AUGUCAUCUUCAAUACCUCCAACAUAUUCAUUUUUGAAUAGUCCAUUAAUAAAUACAAUAACUAGUUAUAUAGCUCAAAUUCAAGAACGAAAAAUUCUUACAAGAGAACGUUUCCAUUCAUUAACAAAUGUUAUUUCAAUAACAAUUGGUUUUUUUGUAUUAUUAUAUUUUUUAAUACAUAUUCAAAUUUUAUUCUAUUGGUUUUUAAAAUUAAUAUUUCGUUUAAUAUUUAAAAUAAUUUCAAUUAUUUUUUGGCUUCCAGUACGAACAACUCGAUUUUUUAUACCAAAAACAAUUGAUUAUGAUAUUUUAUUUCCAUUAUUUUGGUUAUGUUCAAUAUCAUCAUUUUAUAUAUCAAAAUUUUCUCAUGAAAACAUUUGUCAAUUUUAUGAUCAACAUUUAGUUCGACGUUAUAAAAUUUUAAAUUAUGAUCAAGCAAAACGUGAUGAUAUUAAACGAUAUUUAUUUAUUUUAACAUUUAUUGUGCUUCUUCUUUUUCAAUCUAUAUUUAUUCUUAUACCUAUUGCUGCAUCUAUUCGACAUCAUAAUGAAAAUGCUAAAACACACAUUAUUGAUCGACAAACGACGACGACGACUAUUAAAACUUCAACAGCUAAAUUAGCUGUAAAAGAGGCUGUUGAAACAAUGAGUGAAAGUUUAUAUGAUCGUUUUAUUGAUGCAUUCAAAGAUGAGAAAGAACCACAUAAAAAUAAAAAACGUCAACCAUUAAUUAGUGAUGAAAAACUUGAACAUACAGUUAAAACAAUACAUAAAUCAAUUAAAAAUCAAAUAAAUAAUUUAAAACCUACAAAUAAACAAAAUGAAACAAAUCAAGAUAAUAAAAGUUCAAGAUUUCAACGAUGGAUUAUUCAUUAUCUUAAAGCACCAUUUCAAAAAUGGGAAAAGAAAAAAAAUGAAGAUGUUAAUACUAAAAUUGAAGAGAAAAAUUUCGAAGAUGAAAAUGAGGAGGAGAAUAUUGAAUUAAGCUCCUCCUCUUCAAUCAUCUCAGAUACAGAUGAAACUGAUGAUGAAGAUGACGAGAAUGAUAAUCAAGAAGAAUAUUCAACAAUAACAGAACAAAUAAAACAACGUAUAGAUACAGUGAAAAAUUUUGGACAUAAAUUAAAAGAAAAUGUUAAAAGCAAAAUAUCUUCUAAAAAAGAAGAAGAAGAAGAAGAAGAAGACGAUGAUGUUGAUGAUAAUGAUACAGACGAAGAUCAUUCUCCUUCGUUAGAAGAACAUUUAACUAAACCAAUUGAAGCAGUUAAAAAUAUUGGAACAAAAAUUGUUGAAAAAUUUUCUUCUUCAACUACUGAUGAUGACGAAGAUUCAGGUUAUGAAUCUGACGAUGAAGAAGAAAAACAAUCUUCCAAGUUAUCUGAGAAGGUUAAAAAAACACUAGCUACACCAAUUGAAACAGUCAAAAAUGUAGCUGCAAAUAUUAAGAAUAAAAUUGUUCCUUCAACAGACGAAGACGAUGAACCAUCACCAUCAAUUACUGAACAAAUUAAAGACCAUAUAAUUAAACCAAUUGAAGAAAAAUUAUCUUCUUUAACUAAACAUAAUGAAAAAGAAAACGUUGUUAAAUCAUUUAUCGAUGAUAAAAAAGAAACAACAGAAAAUAUCAGUAAAUCAAUUAAAGAUACAAUUUCUGAAAGUGUUGAUAAAUUAAAACAAACAUCAACUCAUGUUAUUGAUUCUGCUGAAGAUUUUGUUUCAAGUACUCUUGAAAAAUCAUCUGAAUAUCUUAAAGAAGCAACCGAACAAAUCCCAACAAGUAAUCAAGUUCGAUCAAAAAUUAAAGAACAAGUUGUUGAACCAAUAGAAAAUAAAGUUUCUCAGGUUAAAAAUGUGAUCGAUACAAAAGUUGAACAUUUAAAAGAAACUAUUGAUGAUGGAAUAAAAUCAUUGAAACGAAAAAAAGAACCAAAAAUUUUAACAGAAAAAAUAAAAGAUAAAUUAAAAUCACUUAGUAAAAUUACUCAUAAAAAACUAUCGCGUCAUGAAAAAAAGAAGAAAAAUAUUUCUUUAAUUAAAAAAUUAAAAAAAAAAAUUAAAAGAAAAUUAAAUGGUUAUUUUGAUGAUGCAUGGAAUAUUUGGCAUCAAGGAAAAAUAAAACUUGCACGUAUAUUUACAUCAUCAACAAAACAUGCACGUCAUUUACCACGUUAUAAUACAACAUCUCUUUAUACAGCAUAUACUGAUCUUAAAUGUUAUGAUUAUAUCAAACAUUUAAGUCGUUAUCGAUUAUUAAAACGUAAACAUCUUCAUUUUCUUGAUACAUAUCGUCAUCAUUCGCCAUUUCCAGUUUAUUUAUCAAUAUUAAAAUCUAAUGGACCUAGAUGUUAUCGUCAAUAUCCAAAUUCUUCAUGUGCUUUAAUAUUUAAAACAUCAAAUCGAAAUUUUAAAACACAAUUAUAUCGUUUUGUACGAUUUUGGGCUAUUAUUGGUAUAAUAGUUGUUAUUUUAGCAGCUAUUUAUGCAAGUUUAACUGAUAAAAAACAAACUCAUUUUUCAUUAUUUCAUCAUCAAGAAAAUUCUGAUCGAUCACCAAAGAAUAAACAACUAAUAAUAACGGCGAAUAAAAACGAUUUAUCAAGAUCAACAACAGCAAUAGAACAAAAACCAUCAUCAUCAUCAUCAUCAUUUAUUAAUCAACAAACAGUUUCAUCAAAUACGAAAACUUAUCGAUUAGAUCAAAAAAUUGAAAAACAACUUCGUUUAUGGCUUCACAAUGAAAAAAAUGAUGGUUUUAGACAUCUAAGUGAAACAUAUCGUAUAGCAAUUAAUAAUACAUUUUUAAAGAAACAUGUAAGUUAUUGA
This is a messenger RNA of Rotaria sp. Silwood1, 2823 nucleotides long. Lineage: Eukaryota; Metazoa; Rotifera; Eurotatoria; Philodinida; Philodinidae. The record is from the annotation of a GenBank genome assembly.